Molecule: messenger RNA, 1605 nt
Organism: Chinchilla lanigera (long-tailed chinchilla)
Lineage: Eukaryota; Metazoa; Chordata; Mammalia; Rodentia; Chinchillidae
Gene: Slc15a3
Product: solute carrier family 15 (oligopeptide transporter), member 3
Biological process (GO): transmembrane transport
Cellular component (GO): lysosomal membrane
Molecular function (GO): transmembrane transporter activity
Source: RefSeq, a predicted model, not a curated record
GGAGGACCAGGGAGGACAGAGGUCAGAGGAGCACCGGGGAGGGCAGGGGCGGACCAGGGAGAGACAGGAGGUCAGAGGAGCACCGGGGAGGACAGAGGAAGGCCGGGAAAGUUGAGAGAGGCCCAGGGGGACAGGGGAGGCCCGGGCAGUCCAGGGAAGGCCGGGGAGGCCGCGAUGCCCCGGGCCGAGGAGCGGCCGGCCCCUACUGCGCGGCCCCGCUCUACGGCGCGCUCCUGCUGACCGCGCUGGCCGCCAGCUCCGCGCGCGUGAACCUCGCUGCCUUCGGGGCCGACCAGGUGAGGGAUCUGGGCCGCGACGCCACCCGCCGCUUCUUCAACUGGUUCUACUGGAGCGUGAACGUGGGGGCCGUGUUUGCGCUGCUGGUGGUGGCCUUCGUCCAGCAGAACAUCGACUUCCUGCUGGGCUACAGCCUCCCGCUGGGCUGUGUGUCCCUGGCCUUCUUCAUCUUCCUCUUCGCCACCCCGGCUUUCAUCUCCAAGCCCCCCAUGGGCAGCCAGGUGUCCUCCAUGCUCAAGCUCGCUCUCCGGGGCUGCUGCCCCUGGCUGCGGCGACCACGCUCCGCCAGGCACCCCCAAGGUGUCCAUCUGCUGCCUGACCAGAGGGUUCCCCAGCCCGGUCCUUCCCCGCAGGAAGACGUUGCCAACUUCCAGGUGCUGGUGAAGAUCCUGCCCGUCAUGGCGACCCUGGUGCCCUACUGGAUGGUGUACUUCCAGAUGCAGUCCACCUACGUCCUGCAAGGCCUGCGUCUGCACAUCCCCAGGCUCUUCCCCACCAGCCCCACCAACACGUCCGCGGUCCUGAGGGCCUGGGCCAGCGACUACACGAUCCCGGAAGCCUGGCUCCUGCUGGCCAAUGUGGUGGCCGUGCUCAUCCUGGUCCCCCUGAAGGACCACCUGCUGGACCCCCUGCUGCUACGCUGCCAGCUGCUCCCCUCGGCCCUGCAGAAGAUGGCCCUGGGCAUGUUCUUCGGCUUCACCUCUGUCGUCGUUGCAGGGGUCCUGGAGACGGAGCGCUUGCGGUAUGUCCACCGCAACGAGACCGUGCCCCAGGUGAUCGGGAAGGACCUGCACUGGGCCGCGCCACUGUCCAUCUGGUGGCAGAUCCCCCAGUACCUGCUCAUCGGCAUCAGUGAGAUCUUUGCCAGCAUCCCAGGCCUGGAGUUUGCCUAUGGGGCAGCGCCGCGCACCAUGCAGAGCGCCAUCCUCGGCAUCUUCUUCUGCCUGUCGGGCCUGGGCUCGCUGCUGGGCUCCGGCCUCGUGGCUGUGCUGUCCCUGCCGGGGGGCUGGAUGUACUGCCCCACGGACGCUGGGAACGGCCGCAGCUGCCGCAUGGACCUCUACUUCUUCCUGCUGGCCGGCAUCCAGGCUGUCACGGCUGCGCUGUUCAUCUGGAUCGCGCAGCGCUACGAGAGCACACGGCAGGGCUCGGCCCCUCGGCCAGGCCCACCCACGCCAGGGCUCACCUCGCCCCCGCGCACCCGCACCCGGGACACAGAUAGCAGCAGGGCCAGCCCGCGUGGCACCUUCUGAGUUUAUUCUGGACCCAACGUGGAACGCGUUGGUUCCCAUAAAUAAGGGAGCCCUU